AUGGGGAGAGAGACACGCGAACUCCAAAUAUACAUUCAUAGUACAGGUUUGUUUGGGUUAGAUCGCGUGAAUAUAUAAAUGUGUCGUUAAACCCACUCCCACCCGACACAGCCAACUAGUAAGGUUUGUCACGUAAACAGAACGUGCCAAUUCGUCACUAGUACAGCACAACCGGUUGUGUAUUGGAGAGUCAAGCCACAACAUUUACAAUCUGAUUACGAUGUUUCUCCAGUAAUUGCAACUAGCUUCAUCAGGCGACAGCCGAAUGUGUAUUUUGUCACGGUUUUUUGGUUGUUAUACAAUCGCAGGGCUUGUUUGCUUCAUGAUGAGGACAGCUUUUAGAUUCGUUACCCUUUGAGAGCUUCAGGAUAGAUAAUGUGGGAUGUUUUGCCAUUUGGUGGGUUUAAUCGAAUGAAGCUUAAAUUUUGCCAUAUAUGUCGACAGAAAAUUGGUGGAAGAGCUCUUUGCAUCUCAAGAAGAGAUUGAAGCUGCCGUUUCACACCAUGAUCCUGAAGGCACAGAAGUCCAUUGCGAAAAUCGUAUUUUGUGUUGACAAGCCUGUUGCUGGGUCAGUUUGGCCAAGUAGGAAAUGGUAGCCAUCAUCACCUUGCCAGAAAAUCAGUGGAUAUUGAAGAGCACCAUGGGGUCGCUGUUUUUCAUUUCUGUGUAGGGUAUUAUUCCUCAGUUAUAAGACAAUGCCUCAAGUGCCAUGUUAUUCAGCAGUCAGAAUGAAAGCGACUUCAGAUGUUGAUGACAUCGUUGCAAUGCUGGUUAGCCUGUCUAGUAUUGUCAGACAUGCAAGUAGAUCUGUGGUAAUGUAGGUAGGUCAUUAGGUAAUGGCAGCAGACUGCCAAUGCGAUUAUGUAGCUGGCCCUGCAGUUAAAAUUUGGGCAUGGAGCCAGAUGUUGGAUUGAGUUGGUUGGUUGUCAAAACAUGUAAUUUGGAAGCGUGAGUUCUACUAUUGUUGGUUCGGAAAUGGCUUGCAUAGGCAGUGUUGCCAGGUAUCAAUACAUGAAUAGGCUCGGGAUGGUCAUUAAUUUAACUUUAUGGUAAUUACCGUAAUUAAAUGCUUUUUGGCGACUGUCCCAACGCGCACAUAAAUGGCGUGGAUCAUUCUGUUGUCAUGUCGUCCAAGCGCAGCGAGGACGAAUGCGCAGAAGAGCUGAACAAGCGAAUGCACUCCAUGCUCGGCUGGCGUUUCCUCUACAGAAUUGGUGUGAUGGAGCAAAUGCACUCAGCGCAGCUCAGUACAAAAAGGCAGCAAUGUGACCAGUAUGCAAAUAGCUCGGAUCGUCCUGGAAACUUGACACAGCACCAGAGAACACACACAGGAUAUAAACCCUUCAAUUGCACUGUGUGUGCGAAGGCAUUUUCACAGUCAUCAGGUCUUCAGAGGCACCAGAGAAUACACACUGGAGAGAAACCCUUCAAGUGCACUGUGUGUGAGAAGGCAUUUUCACAGUCAUCAGUUCUUCAGAGGCACCAGAGAACACACACGGGAGAGAAAUCUUUCAGGUGCACGCUGUGCGGGAAGGCGUUUGCAUUGUCAUCACAUCUUCAAAUACACCAGAGAACACACACAGGAGAGAAACCCUUCAGGUGCACUGUGUGUGAUAAGGCGUUUGCACAGUCAUCGGAUCUUCCGAGACACCAGAGAACACACACGGGAGAGAGAUCUUUCAGGUGCACGCUGUGCGGGAAGGCGUUUAAACAGUCACCACAUCUUCAAAAACACCAGAGAACACACACAGGAGAGAAACCCUUCAGGUGCACUGUGUGUGAUGUGGCGUUCGCACAUUCAUCACAUAUUCAAAGACACCAGAGGACACACAGGCAUCAGAAGAUCCUCAAGGAGUGGAGUUUGAAAUUGGCUUGUGAAAGUCAAAGUGCUGCAAUGAGCCCAUCCCUCAUGAAACAAGAAGCAGAAUAUAAUCCCAGCUUGGACACUUUGAAAGGUAUCAAGGUGAAAUAUGAAGAGGCGAAGGUGAAAUGUGAAGAAAUUACAGUGAAGAGCGAAGAAAUGAAGGUAAAAUGUGAAGAUGAAGAUUCAACUCCAAAAUCAGACCUUCACAUCGAUGGAGGCAACGUGAAGCAGGAGGAGAUUUCUGACUCUGAAGCAGAGCGAGGCAACUUCCCAAAGUUUGUGGAAGUGGAGGUGUGGAUGGACUUCUUAGACAAUACAAAGUCAAAUGGAGACCCUGUCGAUAUGUAAGCUUGAGACAAUACGCUUCCAAUAGAUUCACCUUUGUCAGGCCUUUCAUUAAUUUUGACUUAAAACUUUCGUAACUGCAGGAAUUCAUAUGCUUUGGUUCUUUCGGUAAAGUCACGUAGAUAGAAAUUAAAUUAAAGCAAAAAACCCACGACGUUUCGAUCGCAACACAAGCACCUAAAUUCUACCUUUAAUGAAUGUCAAGUUGAACACUCGGUUCCUAGGUUUAACCUACAGAGUAAGAGCAGCCAGUAUUUGUGGACCUGUGAGUUGGCUAGAUCUCUAACCAGGAGUGAGAGCCAAUAAACUUCCAAGCAUUCACUAUCUUAUAUAUACAUGUCAUUUUCUGUCUGUGUGUGUGUGCACAAUUGUGAGAGAUUUGGCUCUCAAAUCGUAUGGUUUAUGUAAAAAAAAUAGCCAGGUACCACUCCGUAAGCCCCGUGGUGAGUAAACGAUAUUUCCUUUUCCCCGUCCAUCAACUUUAAAGUCGUUAAAUUAGCUAUUUAGUGUAGUUUCCAUUUAUUUAUUAAAUAGCGCGUGAUCGGCCAUACCAACUCACACGCAUUUGGUGGGGGGGGGGGGAAGGCCCCUACCAAGUCACGCAUUCGGUGGGGGUAAGGGGGACAUUUUCUUUAGUGUUAAACAUGCUAAAUUCCCCCCAUUCCCCACCCCGAUUCGUGCAGUUACUACUAUAGAGUCACAUAGAUACUAAUAUAGCAUUAUUGUAGCGCGGGCAGAGGGAUGGUGGGGGGGGAUAGCGGCCCAGCCUGCGAAGAUGCCACCUCUGUCAGGUUAGUAGUUUGGUCACACCACAGUCAGUAUGCUCUGCUGUAGUGAAAGCAGGUACCACCACAGUAUGCACUCCUGUAAUCAUAGCAAGCACCACCACAGUUGGUAUGCACUGCUGUUAUAGUAGGUACCAUCACAGUAUGCACUGCUGUGGUGAAAGGUACCCACCACAGUGGGUAUGCACUGCUGUAAUCAUAGAAGGUACCACCACAGUAUGCACUGCUGCAGUGAAAGCAGGUCCCACCACAGUAUGCACUGCUGUAAUCAUAGCUGGGACCACCACAGUCGGUAUGCACUGCUAUAAUCAUAGCAGGUACCACCACAAAUAAGAUGGUUCAAAUAAGUGUAGUUACAUCUUUUUUGCAUGGUUAAUUACAUCUUUCCAAUGAUUACUCAGUUUGUAACCCUCAUCACGGUUGAAAUUAUGUCUGUGUUUGUAUAUUUGUAUGGCUUCGUGUACAAACCUUUGAUGGUAGCCAGGAGGUUUGCAGAGCACCUUGGUCUCGGAAAAGACAAUUUCAUGAGAGCCCACAGAGUUGUAGCAAUGAUCAGCAACAGCCGAAGAAUCAGUUCUGCCGUGUUUCAGAUCUGACUUGUGCUCGCGGACACGAUCAGAAACAUGACGUUUCGUUUCUCCAAUGUAGCAAUCACCACAACUGCAACUCAAUUUGUAGACUCCAGGAUACUGUAAGUCAGGAACGACAUCCUUCACAGAUGGAAUCAGAUCACGGAUUUUAUGCACUGUACUGAAUCAGACUUGGAUCUUAUGUUUGUUUAGGCUCAGUCCUUUAUUAUGCAGUCUACUCUUGGUCUUAAGCCUCACCUUACCAUAUUUUGCGAGUUCAGAUGCUGGUGUUACUGAUAGGUUUCUUAGCAUUUUUAAGGAUGGUGGCAAUUUCAAAUCUAGCAACGUCUGUCACGAUGUGUCGCAAGCCUUUCAGGGCUACGUCGACUGGGGGAUUAUAUCCACUGGGAUAUGUUUAGGGGUGACUGCGAAAUUCAACCUCUUAGCUCGUACCGAUUUUAGGCUGUCUGAAAUUUGGAUAUUACUCUGAUUGAUGACAAUCUUGUUGACAUCUAACUUUUGAACGUGUGGCUCUGGCUUCUUUUUUGACAGGAGGUUGAAUUUAGCGAUCAAGUUAACUUUGGUUGACAUUGAAUUAGCAGAGGAGACUGUCAUGUUAUCUACAUGGUCCCAAUCAGAAGUGGACAUUUUUUCUGUUAAUUGUAAGUGUGAUUGUAAGACAGUCUUGUCUAAAUGAUCAAGUUCAAAUCGGAGCAAUCUUUUUCUCUCUGAGAUUAGCGAUAGGCUGGCUUUAAACAAGAUCCGUUUAGCGUUAGAAAUCACAGCAGCAGAUGUGAGUGUAUCGCGGCAUCUCUUGACUUUACUGAAAGAACUAAAGAGUAUAGAUUCCUGCAGUCACAAAAGCUUCAAGUCAAGAUUCACCUUCAAAUAGUUCAAAACCACUGCUCUGAUACUUUAUUUUCUUCUGCUUUCACUCACUGGGGUUGUACUCAAUUUGAAUUCUAUACAAUAUCUGGAAAAUCACAGAAAAAUGUAGAAAUUUUAUCAUAAUUUAGAAGAAAAAAUGUGACUUACCUUGUUUCAAGAGCUGAAGAAAUAAAAAACACCAAAAACACUUUGUUGCUGCGUAGAAAGAUUUAAUUAACUUUUUCAAUAAAGAAACGUCAAAUUUAAAGUGAAUUUGCGUAAAAAUAUUUUUAUUUCCGCUCGACCAUCUUCUGCGGGAGUGUAAAAAUCCACCCGCUCAUGAUUAUUGACCGGGGGGUGGGGGGCUUCUUUUACAGUGACGUUACGUACAGAUGUAAAGAUGUAGCAGUGUGCUGCGUAUAUUUAUUUAUUUUACUUUGCGUAAUUUUUUUUUAUUCAGCUCGACCCUUCCUCUGCGUUAGUGUAUCAUGAAUAUUAAUGAGGAGGGGUGGGCCUUAUGCAGAUUGACGGCACGCGGGGGAGGGGGGGUGACGUCAAGCGUGGGACACACACAAUCUUGGAUUAUAGUAGUGUAAUAAAAGACUCCGUCAGGCGAUGCUGGUCUCCGUUUGUCUUUUAUUUAGGUUCUUCUCCGCACCCCCCACUGGCCUCCUCCCGGACCAGUGUCGUCUCGCGCGCGCCCCGCGCACGCUCUCUCUCUCGCGUGCCACCCACGCUCUCUCACGCGUGCCCCACACGCUCCUCCGUUAGCUCCUCUAUUCCCGCACUCUGCAGACCGCUGGCCGACGGCGUGCAGAGGUCCUUCUGCCACGUGGCCGAUGGUGCGAAUCUUUCCUCACCACCCAACGAGGCUCAGCCUCUUAACUUCCCCGACUGCCCCGAUAUCUUCC
Messenger RNA from Lethenteron reissneri (Far Eastern brook lamprey), 5341 nucleotides. RefSeq names its product zinc finger protein 501-like. Gene Ontology annotation, molecular function: RNA polymerase II transcription regulatory region sequence-specific DNA binding; DNA-binding transcription factor activity, RNA polymerase II-specific. Gene Ontology annotation, biological process: regulation of transcription by RNA polymerase II; embryo development. Gene Ontology annotation, cellular component: nucleus. NCBI's taxonomy places the organism in Eukaryota, Metazoa, Chordata, Hyperoartia, Petromyzontiformes, Petromyzontidae. The record is from RefSeq and is a predicted model, not a curated record.